UAUGGAUAGGAAAAGUAUUAGAGAUGUGGUGGUUCUGUGGUUUUGGUUUCUGUCCUUAGCAACUACCACCAUCCAGUUUAGUUUGAGUGAGGGAACUUCAGAUGUCAUCUGCAGUGCAAGAGAAAGAAGAGCACUCCACAGAUUCAAACAAGGCCUUGUGGAUCAGGGAAACUACCUCUCGUCUUGGACCGGUGAAGCCUGCUGUUCAUGGAAAGGCAUUGGCUGUGACAACAUAACUAGGCAUGUUGUCAAGAUCAACCUCAGUCGCAAUCCAAUGGACGGAGCUUCCUUGGGUGGGGAAAUCAGUACUUUGUUGGACCUGAAGCAUCUUCAGUACCUGGACCUCAGCUGGAACAGCUUCGAAGGACUUCAGAUUCCAGAAUUCCUUGGUUCCCUGACAGGUUUAAGGUAUCUUAAUCUCUCCAAUGCAGGUUUUACCGGUGAUGUUCCUCGUCAACUUGGAAACCUAUUGAGCUUGCAGUAUCUUGAUAUUGGAGGUAAUUCUCUGAAUAUUGAGAAUCUUGACUGGAUUUCUCCUCUUUCCGUCCUAGAAGUUCUUGACAUGAGCUGGGUGGACCUAAGCAAAGCGUCUAAUUGGCUACAAGGGAUGAAUAUGCUCCAUUCUUUGUCAGUUCUAAUCUUGUCUGAUUGUGGGCUCAGUAGCAUCAAUCCUCUUCCAGCCGUGAAUUUUUCGUCUCUCACUGUCCUUGACCUCUCAGAGAAUCAAUUUGUUUCUCCAACAUUGGACUGGUUCUCUAGCCUUGGAUCACUUGUUUCACUUGAUCUAAGUUCCAAUUACUUUCAUGGACCAAUUCCAACUUCUCUUUGCAAUUUAACUGCUCUAAGAUCCCUUCAUCUUUUCAAUAACAGCUUCACUUCUACUAUACCUGAUUGCUUGAGUCACCUAACUAGCCUUGAAAGUAUCGACUUUUCAAACAACAAUUUUCAUGGAAUCCUUCCAGUUUCCAUCGGAAACCUUACUUCAAUUGUAGCUCUAGACCUGUCGAACAAUGCCUUUGAAGGGGAAAUCCCAAGAUCCUUGGGAGAACUUUGCAAUCUACAAAGGCUAGAUUUGUCAUCCAAUAAACUUGUCAAAGGUUUAGAGUUUCUAGACCUUGGAGCAGACGAACUUUCAGUUCAUUUUUUGAAAUGCUUAUCAGUUCUUUCUGUUGGGAAUAGUUCAUCUUCUGGACCAACUUCAGUAUCUGCAAGAGGCUUGUCAUCCUUGAGUUACUUAGAUAUUUCCGGGAAUUCUCUGAACGGUGUGGUGUCUGAAAAGCACUUCGCUAAUUUGACAAGGUUGAAAUAUUUAUAUGCAUCUUCAAAGUCAAAGUCGUUUACAUUGCAAGUGGGUUCUGACUGGAAUCCUCCAUUCCAACUGGAAAUUUUGGAAAUGAGAUAUUGGCAGUUGGGGCCUCUAUUUCCUGCAUGGCUGCAAACACAAAAGGAUUUGAUGGGUCUAGACAUAUCCAGAGCAGGAAUCAAAGAUGCCAUCCCAUCUUGGUUCUGGAGUCUCAAUCUUGACUACAUAAAUGUAGCCUACAACCGGAUGUAUGGCACUGUUCCAAGCUUACCAGCUGCAUAUCAGAUCCAUCUUGGUUCAAACAAAUUCACUGGCCCACUGCCUCGUAUCUCUUCCAAGACAUUUUCAUUAGAUCUUUCCCAUAACUCCUUUAAUGGAUCCCUUUCACCCAUCUUGUGUCAGCAGAACAAUGAAGAGAACACUUUGAGCUCUUUAGACCUCUCCGGAAACAUUCUAUCAGGAGAACUUCCUGACUGUUGGGCGUCCUGGACACUGCUUACGGUGUUGAGAUUACGGAAUAAUAAUCUGACUGGACAUCUACCGAGCUCGAUGGGUUCCCUACUUUGGCUAAGAUCAUUGCACAUGCCCAACAACAGUCUCUCUGGUACUUUACCGCCUUCCAUGCAAGGUUGCGAAAGUUUGACAGUUGUAGACCUCAGUGAGAAUGAAUUCUCUGGAAGCAUACCGAUGUGGGUGGGGAAGAAUCUGUCCAGUCUUAUGGUUCUUGCCCUGCGAUCAAAUAAAUUUACUGGGAGUAUUCCUAUGGAAUUCUGUCUCCUCAAGUCGCUUCAAGUCUUAGACCUUGCAAACAACAGCCUUUCAGGGACCAUUCCAGGAUGUUUUGGCAAUUUCAGUGUCAUGGCCAGCCAAGUGCAACCAAGGGGGCCAUUUCUUUCUUACAAUAAUUCUGCGAUAGGGUUCACGGACACAGCAUCACUGGUUGUAAAGAGAACAGAAUAUGAGUACAGUGGCUCCCUUCCCCUUCUAACUGGAAUAGACCUCUCAUGCAACAACUUAACGGGUGAGAUACCGAAAGAACUGACCAGUCUCCAAGGUUUGAUGUUCUUGAACCUGUCUGUAAAUCAUCUUGAAGGACAGCUUCCUAUGGAGAUCGGCGCCAUGACAUCGUUGGAGUCCCUUGAUCUCUCUAGGAACAAACUUUCGGGUGUUAUUCCACAAAGCCUUGCAGGCAUAUCAUUCUUGAGCUAUUUAAAUGUGUCGUACAACAACUUCUCAGGCAGAAUUCCAUCAGGCACUCAAAUCCAAAGCUUUAAUGUGAGCUGUUUUAUUGGUAAUCUUGAGCUCUGUGGGCCCCCUCUUACAGAAACUUGUGUUGGAGAUGAUCUCCCAAAGGUUCCAAUACCAGGGCCUGCUGAUGAAGAGGACGAUGAUGAUUGGAUCGAAAUGAAGUGGUUCUAUAUGAGCAUGCCACUGGGAUUUGUGAUUGGGUUUUGGGCUGUUUUGGGUCCAUUGGCAAUCAAAAAGGCAUGGAGGGUUACCUAUUUCCAAUUCUUGGAUAGCAUGAGAUGCAAACUGUUUGGCUGUUGGUAAUUUCAACGGAAUUCUGAAGAAUAAUUUAGAGCUUGUUUGGCCCUGA
Vitis riparia (riverbank grape) is the source of this 2900-nucleotide messenger RNA. Its product is annotated as receptor-like protein EIX2. The transcript has a single exon. Lineage: Eukaryota; Viridiplantae; Streptophyta; Magnoliopsida; Vitales; Vitaceae. The record is from RefSeq and is a predicted model, not a curated record. Bases 2 to 2854 code for a protein of 950 amino acids. Gene Ontology annotation, molecular function: protein binding.